Molecule: messenger RNA, 426 nt
Organism: Lactuca sativa (garden lettuce)
Lineage: Eukaryota; Viridiplantae; Streptophyta; Magnoliopsida; Asterales; Asteraceae
Product: hexokinase-1 protein
Source: RefSeq, a predicted model, not a curated record
AAUCCUGUAUAGACAUUUUGACGAAAUCGGAAAGAAGAACGAGAGAGAUGAGUGGGAGAGAAGUUCCACGGAGGGAGAGUCCGUGGGGAUUACCCGACGGAGACACACGACAACCCAAGGCUCACAGAUGCAACGAUCGCAUUGAAGAUGUUGUCCAAGCUUGUUUUGAAGGUAACCCUUUUAAGACAGUUCCUGGCCCUUUUAAGCUUUUCUGGCGUUGCAUGCAAUCCAAACCCGGUGAAGAGCCUACUGAACCAUUUUACUAUUUGCAAUUAGCACCACCAACUAGAGAAGUCAAGCUCGAGUAAAUGCAACAAGAUAGAUAGUUUCUAUCUCUUCUCUUCUAUUCUCUUUAUUAGGGGAUAAUAAAAUCCUUUUGUGCUUUUGUUCUGUGAUCAUGAAUAAAGUUUCUAUCUCUUCACCUUA